Caenorhabditis elegans is the source of this 1226-nucleotide messenger RNA. RefSeq names its product Decapping nuclease (gene Y47H10A.4). Gene Ontology annotation, cellular component: nucleus. The record is from RefSeq and is marked reviewed. Bases 154 to 1137 code for a protein of 327 amino acids. NCBI's taxonomy places the organism in Eukaryota, Metazoa, Nematoda, Chromadorea, Rhabditida, Rhabditidae. The transcript has 5 exons.
CAUCGGCAGGCUGGGACACCCGUCUUCUUGGUUCUCUUGUUUUUAUUUGCCAGUUCCUGCCUUAUCUAGCAAUUAUUUCAACCGGUGAAAGUCUUCGAUUUCUACUAAUAUCUGCAAGUUCAGUCGCUUGCUUUUCCAUCAACCGAUGUGACAAUGGAUUGUAUUAGAGUUACCACAAUUGGUUACUAUCAUCGGGAUGGAGAUAUGCGGGUCACUCCAGGUCUUCUCCCCAAAAUCCUUAACCGAGAGUGCCUGAAACCAUUAAGAGAAGACUUUUUCAAUUUAAACAUUGAGGUGCCGGAUUCUGGACAAGGAGAAAAUAAUAUGGUGUCUUUUCUGGACUAUAUCAGUCAAACAAAAUGUCUGGAAGAUGCACAGCCGGAUUUUGUAACCAAUAAGCAGAUUCUCACCGCACUUACCGGUAACAAACCAUUCACAAUUCACGCAAUUCAUUUGAAAGGAACAAUUUUCUCGUUUAAGUCGGGCGAAGUGCGAUAUCAAGAUACGAAGAAUUUUGGAGGAGCUUUUGAGCAUUUUUGUACAAGAACUCGAAAUGAUGAGCAAUUGGAGACAGAUGAUACGGUUAGAAAAGCGGUGUUCAAAGCGGAGAUUCCACGUGGAAACACGCAAUUUUACCGUGUGCUGUAUUCUGGUCAAAUUGAUGCAAUUGAUAAUGAAGUUGACCGGAAGCAUUAUGAGCUAAAAAUUAUGAGUCAAGGACUGAACGAGUACUUCUGGAAGGAGAAGAGCUGUAAGUUCUACUGGCAAUCUGUAUUUGGAAAUGCCCCAGUAUUGAUUAUUGGCUCCCGAUCUGGACAAUAUUCAACCCAGACAACAAAUAAUUACCCUCCAUACUCUUUAUACAAGGUUGAAGAGCUCAAACGAGACAGAAUUCCGUCUAUGGCUGCCAGGUGUAGGAAAAUUCCAGGUCGAUUUGGUCCAGCACCACCAUGGAAAAUUUCGGAAGGAGAAGAUAAUGCGCUUUAUUUUCUUGAUUUGGUUAAAGAUAAUGUUAUUAAUGAUGGAGACUGUUUUUCUUUCACGAGAACCGAUGAAAACCCUGAUUGGGAUGUCAAAAGAGACGAGGAAUCUGCUGCUCAAUUUCGAGAUGUUGUUCUGCAAUAUUUAGAUCGUUGAUCUUAUUUCAUGUUUUGUGUACGGGAACGUGUAUUGUUUUAAAAUUUUAUUUUGACCAUAAUUUUUUUGAAUAAAGCACGAAAACCCAG